AGAAUGAAGCGCGACGUGUCCACGUCGACCAUCGGUCGCGAUGAGGCCCGUCGUCCGCUGAUGGAGGCCUACAUGUUCCAGCGACGCGUCCUGCUCGGCUGCAGUCUGCUCAUGGUGGUGUCCCUGCUCAUCUGGAUAGUGGCCAUCUCGACCGAUCACUGGAUCAUCAUUUCCGGCGGAAAGGGCAUUUUCAUCCCUGAGUCGCGGCGCUUCUUCAUGUCCUCGCACUCGGGACUGUGGCGCCACUGCCGGAACACCAUAGUGCCCAAUGCCCUGGGCAAUGCCCAGGUGGUGCGCAACUUCAGCUCCAUGUCGUACACCUCGCAGACGAACAUCAACGAGGCGAAGCGGAAUCUCUCGCACAUGGACUUCAUCAAGGAGUUCGCCCAGGAGAAGCUGGAGACGUCGGAGAAUUUCACAGAAUCAGCGCGUCGUCACAUGUUUGCCCACUGGGUGCGAGGGGAGGACGAGGAGUUCCAGGCGCUGCGCAAUGCCUUCCGCAGUCUGGUGAUGAACACGGAGGAGAACCAGCGGCAGUUCAAUGCCACCAACGCCAAGCCCAUAGAAAUCUCUCCGUUGGAUGUGAAGGGCAUCAUAGAUAGGAAAACUUUUGGCUCAGCCCUGCAGAGGGUUAAGUACAACAACACCUGGUCUUACUACGUGAUCCCCGAGGUGGCCCAGUUGGCCAUCUUCAGUAACUGGACGGAUUUCCCGCUGGUGGUUCGUCUGCUGGGCACCUACAUUCGGGAUAUCAACAUACCCGCCUAUGUGCUAAACGAUGAGCGGGUUAUCCUCAUCCUGGUGCCUCCACUGCCGCCCAAGAAGGGCGAAACAGCCUACUACACCUACAUCCCGAAUCAGCGCUGCAAGUACAUCGACAUGUUCCCCAACUCCAAUGCCCUGCGAAGUGAGCCCGGUUUCGAUGACGAACUAUUGGUCUCCUGGUAUUCCCUUGCAGACUACAUCCGGACGCAGGCGUCCUUCGCCUGCAUAACUCUGUUCGUCAUGAGCCUGGGCGCCGUCUUCUCCUUCUACACAUUUAUGAAUCCGCGCUACAUGUUCAAGCGUCUAGCUGGUGGCAUCCACCUGGUGGCCGCCUCCACGGCACUGGUGGUCCUUCAGGUGCUCUUCUCCUCGAUCGACUACACCAGGGACCAUCUGUUCUACGCCUAUCCUGAUGGGGCUGAAUUGACCUAUGGUUAUGGCAUCUUCUUGGCCUGGUUCACCUUCGUGGUCAAUAUCCUGUGCGGUGUUAUGUUCCUCUGGUACUCGGGCAAGAAGAAGGGCGCCAAGGCUCCCAAUGACGAUGUGGCCAUGGCCGAUGAGCCCACCAUCAUGGGCAGAUAACUGAACCGGGGUAUCUUUUGCAAUACCCUCCUGCGACCAAAGACCAAAGCAACCGACGUUGCUUUUCAUUUCACUUUUGUUACUUGUUGUUUUCAUAAUGGCUGUAUUUAAAAUGUUCGCUUUAUAAACUACAUUUAAGAAUCUCAAGGCAAUAAAGGAGUUGUUUUCAGUCA
Molecule: messenger RNA, 1520 nt
Organism: Drosophila takahashii
Lineage: Eukaryota; Metazoa; Arthropoda; Insecta; Diptera; Drosophilidae
Cellular component (GO): membrane
Source: RefSeq, a predicted model, not a curated record